Cladophialophora immunda is the source of this 271-nucleotide messenger RNA. RefSeq lists its product as uncharacterized. Bases 1 to 270 code for a protein of 89 amino acids. The transcript has a single exon. The record is from RefSeq and is a predicted model, not a curated record. NCBI's taxonomy places the organism in Eukaryota, Fungi, Ascomycota, Eurotiomycetes, Chaetothyriales, Herpotrichiellaceae.
AUGGACUGGCCCACGGCUCGCACGGAUCUGGUCGCCGAGGAAAACCAAUGGACGUGUGAUUUUGAUCGAGUAAGGCGCAAGCUUGCUGCUGAUGCACGAAGGCUGUUCUCUGCAGAAGCGGAUGAGGUGGAUGUCUGGAGAGUCGUGUUUGAUGCACAGGUACACCGGAAGAGGAUCGCUCUCAGUCCCAAAAUCGGCCUGGGCUCGCUUGAACAACUCUGGGAGGUUGGUUCUGCGUACCCAAGGAGCUGGUUUAGUCCGAACCACUGAU